AUGUCUUCUCCUCGUAAUUCGCCCCAAGAACAAGACACCGUUGAUCACCCUGAUCACUUAGUGGCUGAUUCUCAAGAUGACACCGAUAGCGACGCCGAUUCUGCCCUUGCUGUGUCCCUGGCGAGUUCAUCAGAAUCACUUGCUUCGAGUAUUAUGAGACAUCGUGAAGAAAACGGCAGAUCAUACCAUGCUUUCAAGGAAGGAAGAUAUGUGCUACCGAACGAUGAGGCAGAGAAUGAACGACUUGACCUACAGCACAUGCUUUUCACCCUUACGUUUGAUGGUAAACUUUCCAACUUGCCACUCGACAAGGCGAAUUCACCACGAAGGGUUCUAGAUGCUGGGACUGGAACUGGCGUCUGGGCUAUUGAUUACGCUGAAGAUCAUCCGGAAUCCCAGGUUAUUGGCAUCGAUCUCAGCCCCGUUCAACCCAGCUUUGUUCCUCCUAAUCUCACAUUUUAUAUUGACGAUAUAGAGGAUCAAUGGACGUUCUCUUAUAAGUUCGAUUUUAUUUAUGCCCGCAUGAUGACAGGAUCCAUUCGCGACUGGCCAAAAUUUAUACAACAAAGCUAUGAUAAUCUAGAAUCCGGCGGUUGGCUUGAAUUGUCAGAUAUUAUUCUCCAACUCCACUCUGACGACGAUACUAUUCCUGAGGGAUGUGCCGCGGCAAGAUGGGGCGACUUGAUGCUCGAAGCAGCCGACAAGUUUGGCGCCUACCUCGACAGUGGUACACGGUAUAAACAGCAACUUCUCGAUGCAGGCUUUGUAGAUGUUGUCGAAACUAUUUACAAGUGGCCAACUAACCCUUGGCCGCGUGAUCCCAAGUUCAAGGAGAUGGGCUUGUGGAAUUAUGAGAAUCUUGGUAAUGGAGCCUCUGGCCUGAGUCUUGCUCUGUUCACUCGCGCUUUAGGUUGGACAGCAGAGGAGGUUGAGGUAUUCUUGGUGGAUGUUAGGAGAGAUAUGAAAAACCGAGCUAUACAUGGAUGGUGGCCUAUCUACGUUGUUUAUGGAAGAAAACCAUAA
Fusarium poae is the source of this 1023-nucleotide messenger RNA. RefSeq lists its product as uncharacterized. The record is from RefSeq and is a predicted model, not a curated record. Bases 1 to 1023 code for a protein of 340 amino acids. The transcript has 11 exons. Gene Ontology annotation, molecular function: methyltransferase activity. NCBI's taxonomy places the organism in Eukaryota, Fungi, Ascomycota, Sordariomycetes, Hypocreales, Nectriaceae.